AUGACUAAUACCUUCUCAACCACUCUUAACAAACCUUCUUUCGACUUGCAAGUCAAUGUAGGCUUCAGAACUGCAGUCAACACAUCCAGUGUGGCAAACCAAACAUGUAACGCUGCCUUUGCUAUCGAUAACAACCUCGCAACUUGCUUCUCUUCCAAUAAGGAACUCGAUCCUUGGAUUAGAGUUGGCCUACCUGGGGAUCUGUUUAUUUACAAAGUACUGAUCAACGACAGUCAUUUUCACGGGAGCGGCGAGCUGUACCAGGUUCAAGUUUUGACACCUAAUCGGAAAGAUACUCCAGUGAAGUGUUACAGAAAUAACAAAAGCGCAGGAUUAGUGUUUGACUGUGUUCCCCCUGUAAAGGGCAUGGCCGUACAAGUAAGCAAAGAAGGAAACUGUACAUUGACUGUCUGCGAAUUACACAUCUCUGGAAUAGACUCCAAAUCUGAUGGAAAUGGAGUGAUGAGAGAGUUGUGGACUAUCAGCAAUUCGGAUGACUACGAAUUAACUGAAACAGAUGAAGAGACUGUGAGUGGAUGGCAUUUCAUUAAAACUCUUGACGCACCAUCCGAGUAUGGCUUUGGCUAUGUACAGAAAUUAACUACAUAUUUACAGAUUAAACAAGGUGGAAACUUUACUUUUUAUUUGACAUGUGCUGAAAGAUGUGAGCUAUGGCUUGAAACAGUGAACGACUUAAACCCGAGCAUGGAUUUAGACCAAACUAUUCUAGUGCAGUUAAAGGAGUCGACUAAAGAUUGGAACAGCCGCCCAAUCGAUCAAAGCUCCGGUUUUGGGUAUCUCUCUGAGUGCUAUUUUUACAAAAUGGAAGUUUUCAUGUCAAACGAUUUUUCCUCUCACGACCAUUUGGCUGUCGGAGUGAUGUUACCCAAUGGAACAGAACAAAAACCGAUGUCUGGCAACAACUUGUACUGGAUGAAACCAGGUGAAACUACGUUAGAAAUACAGCUUAGCGAUCCAAGCGAGGAUACUUUCACAGAAGUUGGUUCUAACUUCACUGUCACUGGUUCUUACAAAUACUGUUGUCAUGGAGUUUUCUGCCCGAGUUGUAAGCUGGUUCUCCGUCUACUUGUGCUCAAUGAGGAAUUCCUCUUAAAUUCUUCAUUGUCGAUGACAUGCGAGGAAAUCUUGUUCCAAUUUAAGAUUGAAGUAGGUGUUGAUCCUGGGGUCUACGAAAUUCUUGCCAACUACUCUCUGGUAGAGAACGAUAGAGAUCUGUCACCGAUGGAGAAACCUCUUGCAAAUGUUACUGUUGAAGCCGCUGUAUUGGUAAACUGUACCUCACCCAAUAGCCUUUGCAACUGGACGACAAAUGCAACUGAAGGGAACAUAAGGAAUGGAGGAGUGUUUCAUUUUAGGAGUAGAAGGAAUGGAGACGGAAAAAAUUUUUGGCUACAAAGUACUCCAUUACCAUGGAAACAAGCGUAUUCCAAAGUACCAACAUGUCUACAGUUCAAGUAUAAUACUUCAUCAACCAACAGGUCCUAUUUCUAUUUAAAAGUGUUUGUGAUACGACCGAACGGGAUGGAACUGCCCCUUUGGUCGAUAAAAGUUGAGCAAGGAAACAAGUCGACAUCCGCCCAAGUUUCUUGGGAAUCAGAACAAAACAUUACGAUUCGGUUUGAAGGCAUGGUACUCGAAAGGGGACAAAUGACGAUAUAUGAUGUGAUUGUAAAAACGUUGGAAUGCCAGCUACAACCUAUAAAUGCAACAGUAGAAAGGACACACUGUUACCAUGAUUUACGACAAGUCAAGUUUUGUAAUGAAUGUAUUGACUCUAAGAAGCUUUGUGAUGGAACCAAAGACUGUGCAGAUGGUAGUGAUGAGUUACAGCAUUGCAAAUUAAGGGAGAAAAAACAAUUCCAGUGUUUGUACGGCAGUUUCAUUCCGUGGUCAAAAACUUGUCUGGAAUCUGAUGAUUGUCAGGAUAACACUCACAAGCCAUCAAUUUGCGAAUCUUACGAGUGCCCUCUCAACGACUUGAGCUGCAAGAAUCCAGGGAACCCGGGGGACUCUUCUAAGAGAACGAACUGUGUUCGGAAAGGAGAUAAAGAAUGGCGAAUAAGCUGUAACUUAAGAAAAAGGAUUUCGAGUCAUGAUGGAUUUCAAGAAAGGCGAAGAAGCUUGAACUUUGGAAAAAGGAUUUCGACUCAUGAUGGAUUUCAAGAAAGGCGAAGAAGCUGGAACUUUAUAAAAAGGAUUUCGAUUCAUGAUAGAUUUCAAGCCAAAAAUCCUGGGAACUUUAUUUAUUUCAUUGGGGCUAAUUCAACGAGAAAUAUCUCUACAGACUUAAUAAAGCCUUCAAACAGCUGGAAGUGUAUGCGCUUUUGGUAUUACAUUCGCAAGAACCUGAAAACCUCGUCUUUAUCUUAUAAAAUUGAAGUUUUACUUUUGAAUUUUUGCCCAAAUACAACAAAGAUGUCGAAGGAGCUUCUCUCGAUUUCAGACAACAGGGCUAACCAAUGGAUUUUUGUACAGCUUCCUCUUGCACUGGAUAAAGACAGUGAUGCUCCAUUCAAAAUUUCCUUCAGGGGAACAGUACAAUCCAGCGGAAACGUAAAAUUUGCGAUUGAUGGUGUCUCACUUUCGCCGGAAAAAUGCGAAAAAAUACCAUUCACUAGCAAACAGAAUGGCUGUGACAAUUGUGAAAAACUUGAACACUGGAACAGUACCAGUGGUAACGCGACGUGGAGACUCGUCUCUUCCUCCGAAGUUAAAACACUACUGGAAAAUGUAAAAGGGAGUUCACCGCGGAACCAACUCAGUGCCGUUAGAGUGCUGCUUUUUAAUGCAACAUGCACAAGAAUAAGUGUUGAGAAAUGGCUCCAGGAGGAUUUAACUCAGGGUACACUGUGUAUGUGGAUUAGGACAAAAUUCUCAGGGCUACAGCUCGAGUAUAGGCAGAACACUGAAGAAUUCCAAGGAAAGACUUCACUUCAACUAGUCUUUCAUGAUACUCUGCUGAAAAUUAGCUUGCAUAGGAAAGAAUGGAACAUAUCUACCUCAGUAAUUGACGACAAAUGGCACCAUGUUUGCGCCAGCUGGAAAGUACCGCGUAGCGGACGUUUACGAAUCUACAUUGACGGACAAAUUAAACUGGAACGUGACGUUCGCGUGAAAAACCCAGUUACAGGAAAAGGGAACCUAAAUCUAGAGUUAAAGAAAGAGACAACCUCGAAUGGAACCAAUGGUUAUAUCAGUGGACUCAACGUUUGGGAUCACAUGCUCGAGUCACAAGAAAUAUGGCGAAUGUCUCUUGGCUGUGCAAAUGAAACAGGAAAUGCAGAAGCCUGGGCGAGAUUCCAAUCCUACUUGAGCUAUUCACCCCAUGAUCAGUGUUCAGUCACUCAGAUAGAGAAAGCUUUAUCGUGCCAGGAUCGCGAAAACGAAAGGAUGAUUCUUGAUACAAGUGGAGGUCAAGCCGAGCUUAAGAGCCCGUGGUUUAACAGGUCAGAUGUUUGGCAUGGAAAGUGUGUAAAGUUUCGCUUUAUGCUCGUUGGUUACGGAAAUCAAUCACUACAUUUUAUUCAAAAUGUUGCUCAAGACCUAGAGUCACCACCUAUUUGGGCAGCUAGAAACACUGACAGCUCACAACUAUGGCAAUAUGGACAGGUUUCAAUAACAGGAACAGCGCGUCAUCAAUUGAGUUUUAGAGGAGAAAUGGAAGCAGGGGACGAUGGCUCCAUGGCUAUUCAUAUUGGUGGUCUAUACAUUGUACCUGGUUACUGCGAGAUUCUUCCACAUGACCAAAUGCAAGGGAUUCGAAGAGAAGUCUCGCAGGACAAAACAACUGGUUGGAUUUUUUCCCCCCAAUACCCUGGAUAUUACACCAACGAUGCAUAUUACAAAUGGACCCUGGCAGCUCCACCCGGUCACAUUAUAAAGUUAGAGUUUGUUUAUUUUGACCUGGAGAAUAGCAGUUCCUGCUCACAUGAUUUCUUAGAAGUAAAAGAACCUCACAAUACACAUGGACCCUUUUGUGGUCAAAGCAAUCCAGCUGUUAUUAAGUCCGAGAGGAGAUGGAUGAUCUUACUCUUCAAGUCAAAUGAAAAAGUAGCAGGAGGGGGCUUCAAGGCUAACUAUACGGCAAUACAAGUUGCGAAUAUUUACCAUGAAAAUGGUUGUCCAGAGAAUUGUAAUUGCAGCAAGACUGCUGUUGAUCUAAAACUCGUUGUUCGAUGCAAUGGCCCAUUGUUGGAAUUUCCCAUGUUACCAAAUGACACCACUGUUUUGCAGUUGAGCCAUACCAGUAUAAGCGAACUGGAAGCAUGGCAUUUCCAGUACGACACAAAUGCGAAACAGCAUCUUGAAUUGGUCGAUCUCAGCUACAACAAGAUACUUUACAUUCAGGGCAGCGUGUUUCAUAACAUGCCUUCUUUACGAACCCUAAGACUAAACGGAAAUUUUAUCCAAAAUAUUUCUACUGAUACGUUAUGUGGACUCGGUGCCUUGCAAACGCUAGAUUUGGGCGACAAUCUGCUUUCCAAGUUGGAUGGUAACCCGUUUGGAAAUCUUACGAACCUUUCUAUACUGAGCCUUCGAUCCAAUAAAAUAGAAACCGUAGAUGGACUUUCAUUUAGUAACACCAGCAAACUGACUCACUUGUACCUCCAAGACAACAAAAUAUCUCAUAUCGAGGAUGGCCUAUUUCAGGCUUUAUCGAGUUUGAAAGUGCUGUAUUUGAAUAGCAACCAGUUAAAAACACUGACUUCUUUCACAUUUGAUGGACUUGGCAAACUUGAAACUCUCUAUCUGCAAAACAAUUCGCUGGACGAAAGGAGCCCUCAAGAUGUAUUCGAAAAAGUAAAGAAUUUGAAAAUCCUGAAAACCGACAAAUUCAUUCUGUGUUGCUAUGCCAAGAAAGCCAUUAAAAACCUGGACUGUACAAGCACUGACGACAAUGACUUCUCCAGCUGCGAUGAUAUGAUGAAAUAUCCAUCAAUCCGUGUGUGUCUCUGGGUACUUGGCAUCGUGGCCACUUGCGGUAACCUGAUUGUCCUUAUUUGGCGCGUAUUGGUACCCGACAACAAUCCUGUCCAGUCUCUACUCCUCUCCAAUCUAGCGAUGGCGGAUUUCCUAAUGGGUGUUUACUUAUUGACUCUAGCCGUACUAGACAUCAAGUGGAAAGGGGAAUACUUCAUGCACGAUGUCUCAUGGCGCAAUAGUCGUGCUUGCAGGAUCGUGGGAGCAAUUUCAAUGCUUUCCAGUGAGGUCUCUGUCGCGAUGUUAACUAUAACAACCGCGGACAGGCUAAUAUGCGUGGUUUUCGCUCUCAAAUUUGAGAGAAUGACACUUAAAUCUGCCUAUGUGGUUUGUCUGUGCGUCUGGGUUAUGGGUGUGGUCAUUUCCAUAAUACCCAUAUUAGACAUAGAGUACUUUCACGGCAAUAGUUCAAACGGGAUCAGCCUCUUCUCGCAGUCAGCCGUUUGUUUGCCUUUCCAGCUUUCCAGCAAGAAGCCCUCGGGUUGGGAAUAUCUUAUGGCUAUCUUCAUAAUCUUCAACUUUUGUUCAUUUGUUUUCAUUCUCGUCGCAUACAUGGCCAUUUACUGGACAAUGAUGAAACUGGUCAGCGGAUCAGCGUCUGCACAUAUGCAACGCGAGUCUGCACAAGCCAAUCGUCUUUUCAUCAUCGUGUUGACAGAUUUCUUCUGCUGGAUGCCAAUUAUAAUUAUGGGUAUCUUGUCUUUGACAAACACUACCGACUUUUCUGAUCUUACAGGCUUGGUUUAUGUCUGGGUGGCCGUGUUUGUCCUUCCUCUCAACUCAUCAGUGAAUCCAGUCCUGUACACUCUCACCACUUCGAACGUUAAAGCAAAGCUUAUGUCUGUCCUCUCAAAGUUUUCCAUUUGUAACAAGCAAGACCAAGGAAAUAAUCAAAAUCUGGAGUGACAGCGCACACUUAAAAAAAGAGAUACCCGCGAAACUGGAGACCUUAAGCAAGUUAGAGCAAAGAUUUUAAGAAGAGGAUAAAGUUCUACCAACUAAUUAUUUACGACACACCUUCCAUGAGGAACAAGUUACACGAUUCGCUUCGAUGUCUGGCCUUUGAUCUCGUGAUGCUUCUCAACUCCAACCAGGCGACGAAAGGUUCACUAAUCUAAUAAACCUGUCCGUACAGUGGCAUUAUAAUGUUAGCUUCGUGCAACACUUUUGAGGCUUGUCUUCUGCUUUAAAAAUUAACCUUCUUAGCCUCGUGAACACCUGUAAUCGCGAUGCAAAUAGGCCAUUUUUGAGCUGUCAUGGAACAUUUUCACUCUUGUCAUAAAACAUUGAAGUGAAGUCAAUUGAUAGCUUGCCGUAGUAUAACUUGUCACAUCUCAGUGACUUAACCCCGAUACUCGAACACCCUUGUUAUUUAUAUCGACUUUUUGUUUUCAUGAGCCAACAUUCAUAGUGGUUGUAAUAUAAUAAUGUACUCGAAAAUAUGUUGAUAAGGAAAAAAAUUCCGGCCAAACAACUUCUGUUCAUUUCUUGUAAUAAUUGAAGUCUAAUACUCCUAAUGGUUGAAAUGAGGUGGACUAUCUUGAGGUUGAAUGUCAAAAUACAUACUAAAAUUCAAAAGUCGAAUUACGACUUGGUAGAAUCAGGGAGCUAAAUAAACCAGAAGUAUUCUGUUAGAUCAGUACAUUUUAUACUGCAGGUGGAAGUAGGUUAGUAAAGAAAGAGAACAAAAGUUAAAAGAAGGUGAUGUGAGGGAAAAGUAGCAUAAAAAAAGACAUGACACAAAUUAUUCAUAAUUGUGAUGGGAAACAAAUGCUUGUUGGAAAAGUAAAAUUAUUGUUGCUCAGAAAAACAAUGGCAAAGGUGGAAAGCGAAAACUUAAUAUAUAAAAUUUAGUAUCAUUAAAAUAGACAUCUUGCACUUAAAACAUACCUCGGUUUAUUCUUCCUCUCGGUUGA
Stylophora pistillata is the source of this 6917-nucleotide messenger RNA. RefSeq lists its product as uncharacterized. Gene Ontology annotation, biological process: hormone-mediated signaling pathway; activation of adenylate cyclase activity; adenylate cyclase-activating G protein-coupled receptor signaling pathway. Gene Ontology annotation, cellular component: plasma membrane. Gene Ontology annotation, molecular function: protein binding; G protein-coupled peptide receptor activity; protein-hormone receptor activity. NCBI's taxonomy places the organism in Eukaryota, Metazoa, Cnidaria, Anthozoa, Scleractinia, Pocilloporidae. The record is from RefSeq and is a predicted model, not a curated record.